Kazachstania africana CBS 2517 is the source of this 642-nucleotide messenger RNA. It is a transcript of the gene CAL4, whose product is annotated as Cal4p. Bases 1 to 642 code for a protein of 213 amino acids. The record is from RefSeq and is a predicted model, not a curated record. Lineage: Eukaryota; Fungi; Ascomycota; Saccharomycetes; Saccharomycetales; Saccharomycetaceae. The transcript has a single exon.
AUGAACGAAGCGCUAGAUGAGAGUCACAUGGAAGUGUUGAAGCAGAUUAUACCGUUUAUACUGAACGUGUCACAUUAUAUGACUGAUUUAUCGUAUCUUUUGUACUAUAUUAACGUUAAUUUUGCGAAUGAAUUAAUUGAAAUUCAACAAAAGAUAAUUGGCAAGAUAUUAGAACUGAGAAUAACCUUCAAGAGGAUACUGGAACUUGACUUCAGUAUGGAAUCCAUAAAGUUUUUCAAAGAUUUGAUUACCGUCGAUUUAAAUGUUAUUAAUGAUAUAUUAACGAUUAAUGAUGAGAUGAAACGAUAUCUAACCGAUGCAAAAUUGGACUUACAACUAGAUAACUGUUUAAUUGGGUUUAUAAACUUGACUAAUUUCAUUAAGAAGAUCCCUGCAUCUUCCAACGAGAAAGUUACUAUGGUAUUCAGUGAUAUAAUCAAGAAUGAAUUGUUGGAAUCAUGGAAGUUUGAAUUGAAUUUACUUAAUUGUAAAAUUUUCAAGAUGAUUUGUUCCAAUGAACGUAUAAUAAACUUGUAUAAAGAAUCAAAUCCCGAAGAUGAUAAGAUUAAUGACUUCUCUAAAGGUGACAACUUCAUAAAGCUUAUAAAUUGGCUGAAAGAUAAUCAAGUAUUUAAUCAAUAG